Molecule: messenger RNA, 796 nt
Organism: Rubroshorea leprosula
Lineage: Eukaryota; Viridiplantae; Streptophyta; Magnoliopsida; Malvales; Dipterocarpaceae
Source: the annotation of a GenBank genome assembly
CCCAUCUUCAGUUUUCCCCCUUUUUCCCAUUUCCAGAUGCCAUGAAAAGCACUUGGGUUCAGGGCAAGAAACAGGGGAGCCUCAGAAGCAGAGUGCUAGCUUUCUUUUCUCUGCUUCUGCUGAUCUUGCUGUUGGAUACCAUCCCUUGUUAUGCAGCAGUUUUGUAUGGAAAAUCAAGCAGGCACAAAGCUGGACCAGCUUCUGGGAUGAGUGCUUUUAAACCCCAAGGUGGGUUCAAAGGGAAAAACAAUGCAGCUAAAGAUGGUGAUGGAAUUUUUGGUGGAGACAAGAGGAAAGUCUAUACAGGUCCAAAUCCUCUGCAUAACAGAUAAGUUUCUUAGCGGAGGAAAACAAAAGUUAAUUUAAAGUUUCAAGCUUAAUGUAUUUUAUUUCCUUUAUAAAAGAGAUUUUUUAAUUUUGAUGCUUGAGGUUUAUUAGGUAAUGUUGAGACACAGUUGUAUAUGAAAGAUUUUGGUAAAUAGGAAGAGAGUAUUUUUGAGACAUUUCCUCAUGGAAGAACAUUAAUAUUGCCAUUAAUGGGGUUGUUGUUGUUAUUAAUAUUAGUCUGCUUUUGCUCCAGAAGCCAUGUAUAUCUUAAAUGAAAAUAGUUUGCUAAUAAGGUAUGUGAUAUCAAAGUAGAUGUAAAUUGAUUCAUGCGUCUGAUGGAAUAAAAAGAACAAAUAAAACUAUUUCUAUGUCAUAUUGGGAAGAUUUAUUAUCAACAAACUUUUUAAGUCACUAUUUUUGCAUCUUAAUAUCUCCUCAUUGGUCAAGAGAUUAAACGCAACGUCCAGAA